AUGGAGUAUCACAUAGAAUAUACCAGUGACAAAUCUCAUAAACCAGAAAAGGAGUUGUUUGUAGAAAAAUCAUUUAAUGAAAAAAGUUCGAAGAGAAAUAAAAACAUCCUUAUAGUCCUCUCCAUUUCAGCCAUAUGUUUAUUUGCUGGAUCAACAGUUUACUUUACCCGUACAGGGAAGGAAAAUAAUAACCAUUUUUAUGGAAAUUCCAUUGAUGAGCAUAACAAUGAUGAUUACAUUAUAACAUCCUUAUUGAAAAGUAAGGGAGGAAAAAAAUUCAUUGUUUCUAAAUUAGAAGAAUUGAUUGUGACCCAUUUGAAGAAUGGCGAACUUGAUAGUGAAAAGGAACAACUAAUCAAUUUGAAAGAGAAGAAAGGAGAUGAUAGAAGAUAUAAUAAUGCAGUUGUUUCUGAGAGUAAAAAAAGGGUGGGGAAUUUAAAGGCAUCUAGAAUAAUAAAUGAUAUAAACUUUUUUGAUACUAGAUUUUUGAUGACCAACAUAGAAACAGUGAAUGCAUUUUACCUGUUCAUGAAGAAGCAUGGAAAGAAAUAUAAAACUUCUGAAGAAAUGCAAGAAAGAUUUCUUGCUUUCUCUGAAAAUUUAAAAAAAAUAGAAAGGCAUAAUAGCAACCCGAAUAUUUUGUACAAAACAGGACUGAAUCAGUAUAGUGAUCUAUCAUUUGAAGAAUUAAAAAAAAGUAUUUUAAUUUCAAAACGUGAUUUACGUAAAAUAUUAGGAGAUUCUCCAUACAUGACUAGUUAUGAUGAUGCUAUAAAGAAAUAUAAAUCCCCCAAUGCAAUUGUUGAAAAUAUACAUUAUGAUUGGAGAGAAUUAAAUGCAGUUACACCUGUGAAGAAUCAAGGUAUGUGUGGUUCAUGUUGGGCAUUUGCAGUUGUAGGAAGUGUAGAAUCUCAAUAUGCUAUUAGAAGAAAUCAACAAGUUUCAAUAAGUGAACAAGAAUUAGUUGAUUGUUCUGCUAAGAACUUAGGAUGUUAUGGUGGUUUGGCAGGAUAUGCAUUUGAUGACAUGAUUGAAUUAGGUUUUUUCUGUGCAGAAGAAGAUUAUCCAUAUUUUGGUGUUCAACCAUUACAGUGUCGUACGAAUCAGUGUAAGAAAAAAUACACUAUUAAAAGUUAUGUUCAAAUUCCAAGUGAUAAAUUUAAAGAGGCUAUUCAAUUUUUAGGACCCCUCACUGUGGAUAUUGAUGCUGAUGAUGAUUUUGCAAUUUAUACUGAAGGUAUUUAUAACAGUGAUUCCAAUGAUGAAACUAAUCAUGAAGUUAUGCUUGUUGGUUAUGGUAUGGAAGAAAUAUUCAAUAACCAAUUAAAUAAAAAUGAAAAACAUUACUAUUACAUUAUUAAAAAUUCAUGGGGAACUACAUGGGGUGAAAAAGGAUUUAUGAGGAUUGAGACGGACGAAUUAGGUUUGAAGAAGACCAAUAACAUGAGUGUUGCAUACGUCCCCUUACUUGAUUAA
Messenger RNA from Plasmodium gonderi, 1476 nucleotides. RefSeq names its product cysteine proteinase gondepain 4. The record is from RefSeq and is a predicted model, not a curated record. The transcript has a single exon. Bases 1 to 1476 code for a protein of 491 amino acids. Gene Ontology annotation, cellular component: lysosome. Gene Ontology annotation, molecular function: cysteine-type endopeptidase activity. Lineage: Eukaryota; Apicomplexa; Aconoidasida; Haemosporida; Plasmodiidae.